Molecule: messenger RNA, 2677 nt
Organism: Cyclopterus lumpus (lumpfish)
Lineage: Eukaryota; Metazoa; Chordata; Actinopteri; Perciformes; Cyclopteridae
Gene: exo1
Product: exonuclease 1
Exons: 14
Coding region: 154-2460 (768 amino acids)
Biological process (GO): mismatch repair; DNA recombination
Cellular component (GO): nucleus
Molecular function (GO): metal ion binding; 5'-flap endonuclease activity; DNA binding
Source: RefSeq, a predicted model, not a curated record
GGGGCCAUCUGGCCAAUAGCAGCAGCUCAUACAGAAAUCCUUCUUCUGCCGCUAAAACUGAACUCGCUACAACUCCUUGCCUGUCAAGUUGCUUGUGUAAAAUAAAAAUCAGCAUCAAAUAACUGCAGAAUCGGCUCAUAUCUGCAGCUGAAAAUGGGAAUCUCCGGUCUGCUGCAGUUCAUCAAAGAUGCUGCAGAGCCCGUCAACGUGAAGAAAUACCGAGGCCAGACCGUGGCUGUGGACACGUACUGCUGGCUGCACAAAGGAGCCUUUUCCUGUGCCGAGAAGCUCGCCAAAGGAGAACCAACUGACCAGUAUGUGUGGUACUGCAUGAAAUUUGUGGAAAUGCUGUUGGCCUUCGGUGUCAAACCAAUUCUGGUGUUUGAUGGACGCAAUCUGCCUUCAAAAAGAGAAGUGGAAAAGUCACGCAGAGAGCGCAGAGAAAGCAACCUUCAGAAAGGUCGACAGCUACUACGUGAAGGCAAACUGUCCGAGGCCAGAGAGUGUUUUACCCGCUGUGUUAACAUCACCCCGGCCAUGGCUCAUAACCUUAUUAAGGCCGCAAGGGGCAGAGGAGUGGACUGUGUUGUGGCUCCAUACGAAGCCGAUGCUCAGUUGGCGUUCCUCACUAAAUCUGGUUUGGCCCAGGCGGUCAUCACUGAAGACUCUGACCUGCUGGCAUUCGGCUGCAAUAAGGUGAUCCUCAAAAUGGACAAGCAGGGCAACGGCCUGGAGAUCGACCAAAGCAACAUGGGCCGCUGUCGCUCUCUGGGGAACAUUUUCACGGAGGAGAAGUUUCGCCACAUGUGCAUCCUCUCUGGAUGCGACUACCUGGCCUCCAUACACGGCAUCGGCCUCGGCAAAGCCUGCAAGCUGCUGCGGCUGGCCCGAGACCCGGAUAUCCUCAAGGUGAUCAGAAAGAUGGGCCAGUAUCUGAAGAUGGAUCUCGUGAUCCCUGAGCAGUACAUCGAGGGGUUCGUCCGAGCCAAUAACACCUUCCUCUACCAGCUGGUGUUUGAUCCCGUCAGGAGGAAGGUCGUACCUCUCAACCCGUACCUCGAGCACAUCGACCCGGCAUCCCUCAGCUACGCUGGACUUAAUCUAGGCGAUGACAAAGGCUUGCAGAUGGCCCUGGGAAACCUUGACAUCAACACCAUGGAGAGGAUAGAUGACUUCAACCCAGACAAACCCAUCCCACAGCUUUUGAAACCCCGUAGUCGCAGCUGGAAUCACUCAUCAGCUCCCACUGGGCCCAGUAUCUGGAGCGGAGACUUAAAGUCAGCAGCCGUUGCCCCGCCCCUUUCUGCUGCCUCCCCAGACAGGCCUCCCUCCACCAGGGGGAAGGAGAGAAUCAUCAGCCUGGUCGGUCUGAGGCUGUCCUCCAGAGAGCUGCAGGUGAAGAGACCAAGAGAAGACCCGAGUGUAUCAGACCAGGAUGUGCUCCAGCAGUACUCGUCCUCCAGUCACAAGCGGUCCAGGUCAGACCAGCAUUCAGUCGAGCCAACGCUAACCAGCCCGCCUCGGCCCCGCAACCGCUUCGCCACCUUGCUGCAGAGGCGGAACCAGGAAGCGGAGGAGGACAGCCAGGCCACGUGCAGCAGAUUCUUCAGCAGUUCCAGUCUGAGCACCAAGGCGUCUGCUCGGGAGGAUUUACCUCAGGAGAAAGAGCCCGGAGCGGGGGGUCCCACCCAGACCAGGGACAGCGAGGAGCCAGACAUUCCCUCUGUGGACACCCCCAGCCCGCCUGCAUCACCGAGCACCACUUCCCCCAGUUCAGCCAGUCAGGGCCCCAGGCUGUUCCAGUGGUCGGGCAGCUCCUCCACGACGGAACAAUUGAGAACGCCGAAGUCCACUUCAGCCCUGUGCGCCCUGCAGCAGUUUCAGUAUAAGAAGGAGAGUUUUCCUUUGUCUAAAAACACCCACGGGCCCCCUGGAGACAUGUCACCCACACAUCAGUCCUCCACUGAUGGAAAACCUGAGCUCCAAGAUUCACCUCCCUCCCAGGACAGUGCCUACUUCUCCCAGCCUUGCGUCACUUCCUGCCACAAAGAGGAAGUCCUCACCGACAGCUUCCAGGAGGAUGCUGCUGCAACUGAGAUUAAUUCAGAGCCAGAGCAGAGUCCCACUCACUCGACAGACGCAGAUCAGAAACGUGGCAUUCUGAGACCGAAGGUUUCAGGUCUGUCGAAGCCAAAGUCCGGCCGCCAGGCUCCAGCAGCACCGGUGCGAACGCUGGGCCCCGCCAGGGCCAGUGGGCUGAGGAGGAAGUCUGUGGCGUCUGGGAAGAAGACCUCGUCCCCCAACAAUGAAAACAACCCGGGGGUCCAGGCCACCAUCAGCAGCCUCUGGAAGAAUUUCAGCUUCAAAAAGGAGUCCCAGAAGACGGGUCUGAAAGGAGAGCCCAUGUCUCCGGUCAAAGACAACCUGCUGGGCAGCAGGAGCCUGAUCACCAGCUUCUGAUGGUUCAGUGGAGCUUUUAAACAUACCGUGUAUGUCAAAGCUUUCUUAUUAACUUGUUUUUCUUAGUGUACAGUUUUGAAAUAAAGUGUGUGUGUGUGUGUGCGUGUGCGCCUGCCUUCAGUUACACAAGGUGGAGUUGCGUCACAUCUUGUUAUCGUCUGUUGCAUCAACACAACAUCCCAAUAAAGAAAAAUGUGUCGCCUAGUAAAAAAAGGCA